This is a messenger RNA of Nerophis ophidion (straightnose pipefish), 8807 nucleotides long. RefSeq names its product piezo-type mechanosensitive ion channel component 2-like. Gene Ontology annotation, cellular component: plasma membrane. NCBI's taxonomy places the organism in Eukaryota, Metazoa, Chordata, Actinopteri, Syngnathiformes, Syngnathidae. Gene Ontology annotation, molecular function: monoatomic cation channel activity; mechanosensitive monoatomic ion channel activity. The record is from RefSeq and is a predicted model, not a curated record. The transcript is spliced from 54 exons. Gene Ontology annotation, biological process: cellular response to mechanical stimulus; regulation of membrane potential; detection of mechanical stimulus.
UGUGCGAUUUUCUUUUUUCCCCCCUCAAGUCAGAGAGAAAAGAAAAAAAGUCAGAAAACAUCUGCGCGCCUCAAGUUGUUUUAAGAAGAAAGAAGAAAAAGAAAAGAAAUAGACUGUAAAGACUGAAGAUUGUCUCAAUGUUUUUCUCUUUUUUGGAACAUUUUUGUACCUUUAAAAGCGGGUCAGACAUUGGGUCGGUGUGACUCAUUGCGUGUGUCUGUGGAGGAUGACACCGGGGUGUGUGGUCGCCUUCAGGCGGACCCCUUGUUCGGCCGGCGGCUACCAAGACCUCUGACAGUCCUCCUCUUCUUGGGGGUACUGAAUCAGAACCAGAACCAAAACAAGCAGGACGGGCCUGUUGCAAGAACUGGAUCCAGGAUGUCCUGCGGUCCAUUGGUAGUGGGUCUUCUCUUUAGGGUCCUGCUGCCCCUCAGCUUGACCGCAGCUGCUUUGCUGCGUUUUAACGGCUUCUCGCUGGUUUACGUCCUCCUGCUGUUUCUGCUGCCCCUGCUGCCGGAACCCAGCACGUCCCAGGGCGCAGGUAACACAAGUCGCUGUGUGACAGCUAUUUGUGUAUCCAGUUUCCUCUUCCUGAUACUGCAGACAUUCUUUCAGCUGACCACGACAACACUACAACCGGAGUACAACUGCACGUCCUGGCAAAAAGCGCUGAGUCAGCUGGGAUUGGUCAGCCUUACAGGAAGUGAUGUGGCCUCCGCUGUGCGACACAUCCUUCCAGAUGUUGGCGUGCUGGUUGUCGGCCUGGUGACAUGGAGGCUGAGCCUGAGAUUGACCCCUGAAACACACACGCAGCAGCACGGACCUCAGGAUGAUCAGGUUUUUCAAGAGGAAGAAGAGGGAACCAAAAGGAACCGCAUUCUGGCUGAACUGGAAGUAUUGGUCUGCAAAACUAGGAUAAUGUUCGCAAACAUGAUGACCACUGGAGGGAAAGUUCUGCUGACAGUUUUGCUUGGACUCACAGGCAUCGUGCUACCGUCCCUUUCCUCCCUCCCCUACCUGCUGUGUUUCCAAUUGGUUUGUACCUGGUGGGCAAGGUCUGGUUGGGUCCCACCCCUCGUCUUCAGGUGUUUGUCCGUGAUGUCACUGGUCUACUCCUCCUGCCACUUCUUGCUUGUGUACUCCUACCAGCUGCCAUCACUGCAGGAGGCGUGGCUUCCCAACCAGACCUCUGCAAGUGUGUUUGGCAUGCUGCCUCUGGUGUCUGUGGACUGCACCGCCCCCUGGAGAAUGCAAGUGAACCCAGAGCUCAGCUGGUUUCAUUUUGUCAGUCCUCUGAUGUUGUUGCUGCUUUUCCACACUGUCGCCAGUCUCUGGAGGAACCAGUUGAUUGCUGGCAAAACGGCACAGAGUGCAGACAAGACGGAAUCAGCGGAUCCCGGUAGCUGUGACAUCAUAACUGCCACAAGCUUUAUCAGUGAUGAGGUCAGCAGUGAUAUCACAGCGGAGAGGCGGAGAGAGCUGUGGAGGGAAGCUCAUGAUGGGUGUGGCUACAAAGAUGUUUUGGAUACUUCCACUUACGACAGUCCCUCUGAGUCUUUGGCCCAGCCCACACAAAGCACAGCCCUCGAGUUGGACACACCUCACUACUCCCUUAGCCAAUCAGACACUUUGGAAACGUGUGCCUUUGAAGCAGAUGCUGAUGCAUGGGAAGAGGUGGCAGAAGCACCAGGUGCGGGUGUGGCGUCCAUGGCCUUUGGCUUCCUGCUCAAGCAGAGUUAUAUCGCCGCUUUGAUUGCCAUGAUGGCAUGGUCCAUCACAUAUGUGUCGUGGAUGACGUGUGUGCUGCUCAUCUGGUCGUGUGCGCUCUGGAUGAUGCGUGAGCGACGCCGCUAUACGCUCAUGUCUUCACCAUGGCUGGUGGCCUAUGGCAACCUGCUUCUGAUCCUGCAGUACAUCCACAGCUUUGCUGCUGUCCAUGAAGUCCCUGGACUAUUCCCGAAAAAAGACGAUCCCUGCAGAGAGCUUGCCUCCAAGCUGAUGUGUUUGUUGACGUUCUGGCUGUUGCUGCGUCAAGCACUUACAGAGAAGAAAGACAGACAGAAAGACACAGAGACGCAAUCGCAGCUGUCUGCCAUAACCAUCCAUAUCAAAGAUGAUCAGAAAGCAGAGGAAGAGAAGAUACAAGAGAUUUCCUAUGAGAAGCUGCUUCUGUUGAGCGGAGGAGUUCAGAUGGAGGCACUUGUAGCUGUUGUGACCAGGAUGUUUGUCAAAUACUGGAUCUAUGUCUGUGGAACAAUGUUUUUCUUUGUCAGUUUUGAAGGCAAAAUCGUCCUCUAUAAGGUCAUCUACAUGGUGAUGUUUCUGUGGUGUGUUGCCCUCUACCAGGUACCACUCCUGAUGGUUUGAAUAUUUAAAACACAGAUCUAAUUCUGUUUGUUCUCUUUGUCUCUGUAGCUGAACUAUGAAAAAUGGCGGGCCUUGUUGCGAGGCUUCUGGGUAGCCGUUGUCGUGUACUCCAUGUUGGUUCUAAUUCUAGUCUACACUUUCCAGUUCCCCUCGUCCCUACACACCUGGAGCUACUACACUGGUCUCAGCACUCACAGAUUGGAGGAUUUGGGUUUGGAGAAAUUCUCCGUUCCAGUUCUAUUCACCAGGAUCUUCAUUCCCACAGCGUUUCUACUGGUGUGCAUCGUACACCUGCACUACUUCCACAAGCCCUUUCUCCAGCUGACUGACCUCAAAACGGUGGUAGACACGCACAACAGCACCAUUACCAGGUUGGUUCACAGUGAGGGCAGCCUUGUGGAUCUGUCAGUGGAAGGUGCUUCUCAGUUCCCUGUAGAGGAGGAUGAAGGAGGAAUCUUGAUUGAAAAAGAGGAAGAAGAGAGUGAGGAGAAACAGAAACCAGAAGAAGAAGAAAAAGAGUACCCCUCUAUGUUUGAGGAGGACACCUUGUCUGACCACAUCACAGUGUUGGUGUCCUGGAGGUUGGUAGUCGAUCGACUGUCUGUCUUGUUCCUGCGCCUCCUUCUGUCUCUGCAGCGUUUGCAGCGCCUCCUCUGGUGGCUGCUGGAACUUCAUAUUGUCAAAAUCGUCUCCUCCUACAUGAUUUGGAUCUCAGUAAAAGAGGUGUGUAUGUUCAACCUACUGUUUGUGGUGUGUGUGGGAGUGGCUCUUCCCUGCAGGGCCUGGCGGCCCCUGUUGUCGGGGAUGUGUACAGUGUGGACCUGUGUGGUGGCAGUUUGUAAGAUGUUGUACCAGCUCAACGUUGUCCAGCCCAACACCUACAACUGCAGCACGCCAAGUAACUCCUCUACCAAUCUUUCUCGCUCGGUAUUGUACUCCAGUCCAAUUGACCCCGCCCAGUGGGUUGGCCUUCGCAAAUCUGAGGGAAAACUGCUUGACUACCUCAGGUACAACCUGAUGAUGCUCGCGCUGUUAGCUUUUGAGGUGACGGUUUACAGACACCAGGAGUUCUACCGUCUCCGUUGCAACAAAGUUCCGCCUCUAACAAGAACAUUGUUCCAUGACAUCACCAGGCGUCAUUUAGAUGAAAACAUGCUGAGCUGCGCCAAAUAUUUCCUCAAUUACUUCUUUUACAAGUUUGGCCUGGAGACUUGCUUUCUGUUGGCAGUUAAUGUGAUUGGUCAGAGAAUGGAUCUGUUCGCUGUCGGCCACGCUUUUGGGCUCAUCAGCGUCCUAUCAAGGCGCAGCAGGAAGCGGAUUAGUGCAGUGUGGCCUAAGUACUGCUACUUCCUGUCAGCGCUACUAUGUUUCCAGUAUCUGCUGUGCAUUGGAUUCCCUCCUGCUGCUUGCAAAGAUUAUCCAUGGCGACCACCUACAUCCAACAUGGACUCCAACGUAGUAAAAUGGCUUUUCCUCCCAGAUUAUCUGACUCCACCAAAUCCACUCUUCCUUCUCUACGACUUCCUGCUUCUGCUGGGCGCCUCACUGCAGCUUCAGGUGUUCGAGGAUGAACUUGAUGCCUGUGUCCAGACGCUGGCGGGGGACAACGGCGAGCUGGAAGCAGAAGACGGACAGGCUUGGGAUCCAGUCAUGAGGCUCAGUCUCAGCACCGUCCCUGACUUCAUGUUGUGCAGGUCCUACCUCGAUAUGAUGAAGAUUAUUAUUUUCUGCUACAUGUUCUGGUUUGUCCUCACUGUCAUCUUCAUCACUGGGACCACAAGGAUCAGCAUCUUCUGUAUGGGUUACCUGGUGGCAUGUUUUUACUUCCUUUUGGUGGGCGGAGACUUGCUGCUGAAACCUGUCAGCUCCAUCCUGGUCUACUGGGACUGUCUGAUCGGCUACAAUAUCUUUGUCAUCACCAUGAAGAACAUCCUUUCUAUCCUGGCAUGCGGUUUCAUCAAGUCGCUGGUUGUGAACCACUGUUGGCUGGUCCAGCUCUUCAGUCUGGCGUGCACCAUCCGGGGAUACACUAAACCGGAGCAGCAGAGCAGUAAACAGUGUGAGCUGCCAAGCGACGAGGCAGGGAUUAUUUGGGAUGGUGUGUGUUUCUGCUUCCUGUUGCUGCAGCGAAGGGUUUUUAGAAGUCACUACUUCCUGUAUGUGGUCCUGGAUCUGCAAAACACGCAAGUGCUUGCCUCCAGGGGGGCAGAGCUUUUUGAAGCGUCUACUGUGAAAGCGGUACGAGCGAGGCUGGAGGUGGAGAAGAUGUCCAUGGACCUGCUGAAGAGACAGAUGGAGAGGAUUAAAUCUCGCCAGCAGAAGUUUCGCAGAGGAAAAGAGAAAAUGCUCAGUUUGACGCAAAAGAGCAAUCAUAGUGAUGCACAUGAAAAGUCAAAAGGGCGGCAUCAUGGCGAAUGGUGGAGACCCUGGGUGAACCAUGCCUCCAUGGUAAGGAGCGGCGACUACUUUCUGUUUGAGAGCGACAGUGAGGAGGAAGAAGAGGAUAAAAGGGAGGAGGUAGAAGAGGAAGAGAAACAUCCUGAGAAAUCCGCUUUCCAGUUUGUCUAUCACGCCUGGAUAACUGACUCCAGAACAGCAUUGAGAGCUCGUCACAGUCAAAAGAAACUGUUGAAGAAGAACUUGUGUGAAGAACGGAGGGGAGAAAAGACAGCAAGAUGUGGAUCUACAGAAGUGAUGGAGGAGUCGGAGGAGGACGGAGAUGAAGACAAGGAGGAUGGACCAGAUACCAUCCUACAUCGGGUCUCCAGCAUCCUUCACUUUUGCUGGGUUCUGUUGUCGGCUCUGCUGGACUCAUUGACCUCUUGGCUCUGUGGUUUGUGUCGAGAACACGUCGACAUUUCCACCGUCCUCCGAAUGGAGCGCUGCAUGCUGACCCAGCAGGCCAAGCAGGGUCAAAUGCCAACCAGAGAGGCCAUCCAUGUCUACUACCAAGAACAGAUGAUAAGAAAUUCUAGAGAAUCGGGAUUAGACCAUGAGGAAGUGGGAUAUACAACAGGGAAAAGACAGCGUGAGGAGGAGGAGGCUCUAAGCAUGGAUACAGAUGAAGAGAGCCCAGAAUCAGGUGAACAAGCUCAAGCAGAACCUACAGGAAGUGGACUAGAACUCGGCUCCAGGGAGGAAGCAUUAGAGAUACUUCAAGCUACAAUAGAAGACGAUUCAGUUGUAGGCCUUACAAGUGAAGAUUACACAGAACUCAUUGUGGCUACAACCAGCCAGCGCCAACGAUCCAAACUUACCAGGAUGCAAAGGUUGACAUCAUCCUCGUUUUCUUCAUCCUCAGAAAAAGAGGAGCACAGCGCCGGUGAACCUCCAGCCUGCCUCUUGUGUCAGGUGUGCCCUCCGUCCUACAGUCAUGCUCUUGGCCUGAAUAUCCAGGCCAAAGAAGUUGAGCAGGACACUUCCAAAAAGAGGAGGCGAGGGACAAGAUCAGGAUUAAGGGAGAGGCAUCCGGUAUUUGAGACUACUGACUUACCGUCUGGUUGCACCUCUGCUUUCUGUCCAUUGUCAUCUCGUCCACAAGAGCUGACAGCGAGUGAGCUGCUGAAGAACAGGUCUUUCCACAACGAGGAGCUAGAGGCGUCAGACGGUUUCUAUGGCAACCAACCCCAACUGCUCCAGCUGUGCUACGCCAUCUAUAACAUUCUGGCUGCUAGGUCGGAGACAGUGUGCUACCUGGUCAUCGUCUUGAACCACAUGGUGUCUGCCAGCUGUCUAACCUUGGUUCUUCCUGUGCUGGUGUUCCUUUGGGCAACUCUGUCAGUUCCUCGACCUAGUAAGACCUUCUGGAUGACGGCAAUCAUCUACACAGAGGUCACCAUUGUGAUCAAGUAUUUUUUCCAGUUUGGCUUCUUCCCCUUUAACCAAAAACUGGAGGUGGACCGCUCCAAACCCUUCCACCCGCCUAACAUCCUGGGGGUGGAGAAGAAGGAAGGCUAUGUCCUGUAUGACCUUCUGCAACUGCUUGCUUUAUUCUACCACCGAGCCAUACUGAAGUGUCAUGGUCUCUGGGACCAGACUGCUGCUAUUGAUCCACAACAUCAUCUGACAAACCAGUCAGAAUUCAGUCCAUGUUCUACCCCGACCGACACAGUACGCUGGCGUGGUGGAAGUCACACUCGUUCUAGCUCAACCCAGCUGUGCUCUCCUGCAGGCAGUCUGAGUUCUAUUCAGAAACUCAGCAAGCUGGACCUUCUGCUGGAGAAGCUUACAGAACUUACAAUCCGAGUCAAGGUGUAUUGUUUUAGCAGGUGUAAGUCUUUCUACGGUCCAGUGCGUCAGUUCUUUCAAGCACUCGUCCAACCAGAAUACAGUGCUGUCACAGACGUUUAUGUCCUGAUGUUUCUGGCAGACACCAUCGACUUCAUCAUCAUCGUCUUCGGCUUCUGGGCCUUUGGGAAACACUCCGCAGCUGCCGACAUCACCUCCUCCCUGUCGGAAGACCAAGUUCCUGAAGCAUUCUUGGUGAUGGUUCUUAUCCAGUUUGGUACUAUGGUGAUAGACCGAGCUCUCUAUUUAAGAAAGACUGUUUUGGGAAAGUUGGUCUUUCAGGUGAUUUUGGUCUUAGGAAUUCAUUUCUGGAUGUUCUUCAUCCUGCCGACUGUCACUGAGAGGCGCUUCAAUCAGAACUUAGUGGCCCAGCUGUGGUACUUCGUCAAAUGUAUUUACUUUGGCUUGUCAGCCUAUCAGAUUCGCUCAGGUUAUCCAACGCGUGUUCUCGGAAACUUCCUGACAAAGAGUUACAACUACCUCAACCUGUUCCUGUUCCAAGGCUUUCGCCUGGUUCCUUUCCUGACUGAACUCCGGGCUGUGAUGGACUGGGUGUGGACUGACACCACUUUGUCUUUGUCCUCCUGGAUCUGCGUGGAGGACGUCUACGCCCACUGCUUCGUCCUAAAGUGCUGGAGGGAGUCUGAAAUGAGAUACCCUCAGCCUCGCGGCCAGAAGAAGAAGCGAGUGGUGAAGUACGGCAUGGGAGGUCUGAUUGUCCUGCUGCUGAUCUGCAUCGUCUGGUUUCCCUUGCUCUUCAUGUCCCUCAUUAAGUCUGUCGCCGGAGUCAUCAACCGGCCCCUGGAUGUCUCUCUGACUGUUACUCUUGGAGGCUUCCAGCCGAUCUUCACGAUGAGCGCGCAGCAGAAUCAGUUGAAGGACCUGACCGAGGACGACUUCAAAGCCUUCACCAGUUCCUACAGUUACACACCUAGUGCCUUGCAGUUCCUGGAGGCGUACAGUCACGAGGAUGUGACAGUAGCAGAGCUGCAGGGUAGCAGUAACUCCCUGUGGACCAUCAGUCCUCCCAGCAGGCGCUACCUGAGCCAGGUGCUCAACCUGGACCACUUCCCCCUUACCUUAUCCUGGACUGUACAGAGGAACUUAAGUCUUGGGGCAAAGGCCGAACUUGCCUCAGGGAAACAUGUGACCUAUCUGGAUGAUCAGACUCGUUUGGAACUGAUCCAGCUGCUGAAUGGUACCAGAACAUUUCCCGUCGUGAUUCAAGGCGUGCUGCCGUCUUUCCUGCGAGCUCCCAGCGACUCCAACGCCAAACCCAUCGAGCAGCUCUAUGCAGACGGCCUCUUCAAGGACAUUUUGUUGUCCCUGGAGCGGACAGACAAUGAGAGCCAAGAGAUCCAGGAGUGGUGGAUAGUUGAUCAACCAGCUUCCAGCCUGGUGCCUUUGGGAGGCGGAGUUUUAACGGAAUACAACAGAAGAGAGGCGGGGCUACAGCUGUUUGUUUUCAGCGAUAAAGUCAGUCCUCCCAGUCUGGGAUUCCUAGCAGGAUACGGCAUUAUGGGAUUGUACGCCUCAGUGGUGUUGGUCAUCGGGAAGUUCGUACGAGAAUUCUUCAGCGGGAUCAGUCAUUCAAUCAUGUUUGAGGAGCUGCCCUGCGUCGAUCGCAUCCUCAAACUGUGCACCGACAUCUUCCUCGUGCGGGAGACGGGCGAGCUGGAGCUGGAGGAGGAGCUAUACGCCAAACUGAUCUUCUUGUAUCGAUCGCCAGAGACUUUGAUCAAGUGGACCAGACGCUGACCUCAACUGACCUGCUGUGACGUCCUCCACUCUGAACUGUGAACAUGAAUUAUUUAAAGAGGGAGAUUACCCUUAAAAAAACUUGGAAAUUUAUUUCAGUGUUUAUGUUGUAAUUUACUGGAAAAAAAAGGGAAUAUCUCUGGAGACUUUACUGGAACCCCCAAACCUGCUGGUUGACCACUGAGCUGGUAAUUUCUGAAUUGAAGGGCUAAGAGUUGAUAAAGUGUGUUAACAAUAAAUAUAAAGGACAUAUCCGGGAAUAACUGGAAUUCUAAGGAAGUGACAGGAACCUAAGUAUGAAUGUGCACUAACGAUGAAAAGGAAUGAGGGGGCAGAGGUACUGUUGCCCACACAUUUCAAAAGAGUACCAUAAAUAAACCUAACAUUUCUCUGAC